This is a messenger RNA of Wyeomyia smithii (pitcher-plant mosquito), 13544 nucleotides long. RefSeq names its product histone lysine acetyltransferase CREBBP (gene nej). Gene Ontology annotation, biological process: positive regulation of transcription by RNA polymerase II. NCBI's taxonomy places the organism in Eukaryota, Metazoa, Arthropoda, Insecta, Diptera, Culicidae. Gene Ontology annotation, cellular component: histone acetyltransferase complex; transcription regulator complex. Gene Ontology annotation, molecular function: transcription coactivator activity; histone acetyltransferase activity; zinc ion binding. Bases 1699 to 10299 code for a protein of 2866 amino acids. The record is from RefSeq and is a predicted model, not a curated record. The transcript has 15 exons.
UCUGUAUAUGCUGUUUUGGUCGAACAAGAGCACCGUAUAUCGAGCAAGAGCGACAAAACGUGCGAGAGAGACACGAUGAAACCAGCGCAGCACGGCAUAGUGUGGCACCAUCAAGUAGGCAGCGAACACAAGAAUCAGUCAGUAUAGUGAGUGAGAGCGAAUCUGCAGCUAGCUAAAAAGUGUGGAAGCAGCGCUCGUUCGUUCGUGUGGUGCCUCUGUGCCUCAGCGACACAAAAUUCACAGAGCAGUGUAGAAGCGCCAGAGCAAGCAAAGCAGCAGCAAAAAGCGUACCAGCAGCGCCCAUCAUCGGCAGCAGUAGAAGCAGGAGAAGUGUGUGUUGUUCGCCUCGUCAAACAGCCGCCAUUUUGACUUGUUCGCGAUUUGGCUGGUGGAAAGGUUUUUUCGCUUCGCAAUCCGAUCGACUUUAGGCGUCCCAGAAUUGCCCUGUCCCGGUCCGGACCGGGUUCAUUCGACGCGCAGUGCCGUUCCCGUUCAUUUAAGCCCGCUUCCGGGGGUCAGCCCCAUAGUGAAAUCCGGCGAAAAAGCGGAUUGAAUUUUUCGCUAUUUUCUUCCUCGGUCGGUCGGUACUGUGUGUGCUUUCCGAGCAGAAGACGAAAAGCGAUCGACGUCGAGCCUACAUCGAGCAUUCGCGAGACGUCGAUGACGGGUUUGCUGGUUUGCCUGUGGAGUUGUCAGAAAACGACGUCGGUGCGACGGCAACGACGACGGGGGCAGCAGCAGCAGUACAAAAUUCGAGAAGCCGGAGAGAGUCGCGGCGCAUUCGACAGCGAAAAAUUGCCUUCCCGACAUCCGACCAACCGAGUGUUUUUGUAUUGAAUUUUGAAGUGCGGAAUCGGAACUUUCGGGGGCAUCCAACAGAAGAAGAAAAUAAAAAAAAAACGGGCAUUUUUGGAUUUUCUCGAUUGCAUUGGCUAGUAACUGUUCGGCGAAACGAAUAGUUUGAACUCGGGGGAUACGUAUCCCGUAGGCCGGGAUACAUACACCGAUGAGUGUGAUUAUCGUACGGGACCGGAUUGAGCCGGAGAUACACGGUUUCCGGUUGACGGCAGACGUCGGCCAGCAUGUGGCCGUUCGGUGUUUAUCCUCGCCGUAAAGCUACAAAAAAGAAAAACUGAAUAACCGAUCAAACUCGCGAGGAGAAGGUUAGCUGCAGUGGCCGCCGGAACUGGCCAGGUUUCGACGAUUCUUGGAGGGCGUGUGGGGCCAAAAACAGUAACCGCACGCCGCGCACGGAAAGUUUGCGGAAGUGCGAGUGGUGUGUGACACAAAAGUGAAAAAAAGCAGCAUCUAUUUACACGCAAAUUGUGACGUUUCUGUUUUGUUUAUAAAUCGCGCGAGUUGUCCGGGCCGUUUUCAAGUAGAAGAGGGUAGAGUGUGUUUAUGUGCAUGUUUUCAUUUUUCGCUCCUCAUCGUCGCGUCGUCGUGAGUGUGUUUGCCGUUUUGCAAGAAAUGAAGCGUAGUUUCGCGUGUUCCCGCUGCUUAAGCCAUUAUCACGAUGAUAGCAGAGACAGCAGUGAAGGAUAGUGCGGAUUCCUAAAUAAGAAGCAACAAAAAAAAAACUAAAACUGAUCAAACUCCGUAUUUUGUCCGGUUCCGAAAAGGAGCAGAGCGAAGGCGCAAGUGCGCGCCACCAUCGAGUUUGUGGUCCGGCCUUUUUUCUGUGAAUAGUAAACAACCAUGGGAGAUCAUAUGGAUGAACCACCGCUGAAGCGAGCCAAGAUUCGGGAUGCAUCCGAAGUCAUCUCGACGAUCGACCAGAUGUUUGACCUGGAGAGCCACCUCCCGGACGAGCUGAUGGGCGACAACACCUGGGUGGACUCGCUGAGCGGUGGCAAUAAGCCACCCGGACCAGGUCCGGGUCCGCAGAUGAAUGGAGGAGGGGAUGAUCCCGGAGGGACAUCCAACAUGGCACAGCAGUUGGCGCUACGGCAGCAGCAGCAGCAGCUUGUUCAUCAACAACAACAGCAGCAACAACAUCAACAACAACAACACCAGCAACUUCACCACAUUAUGCAGCAGCAGGGUAACAAAGGAAUGGGCGGCCAGCAGAUCCUGGGCAUGGGACCGCUAGCUAACAAGAGUCCCAAUUUGCUGCCGAUGAAUCAAAGUAUGGCUAACAAUGUCGUGGUUGGAGGCAUGGGCGGUGGAACGAUGCUGGGAAUGAACAGUAUUGCGCAGAGCAACGGCGGUGGAACCAUUAUUACCAACAGUAACAUGGGCUUAAGCGGAGGUGUUAUGACUGGUGGCGGAAUUGUGAUAAAUAACAACAUGAAGCAAGGCCCCGGACCGAAUCCCGGAUUGAUGCAUCAAUUGCCGAACGCGAUGCAGAACGGCCCGUUGAAUAAUCCUGGUCGGAUAGGAAUGCCAGGUCAGCCUGGUCAGCAUAUGGCCCGUGGACCGGGUGGCCACAUGAAUCAGGGCUUGCGUCAGUUAAUGCAAAACCACAACGUAGGUGGAAUGGGAAACCAAAUCGGUGGACCGGGAGGUCCUUUUGGUGGAUAUACGCAGCCGAAUGUGAGUGUAAUGAAUGCGGGUGGAUUGGCACCGGUACGAGGAUCUCCGCCAACCAUCAACCGGAUGCCGAAUAUGGCUAUGGCUGGUGCUAGAAUGGGAAAUCCGCUAGCAGGGAAUAUGAUGCCCGGUGCAGGGAUGGGUAUGAAUGUUGUGAACGAAGGAGGAGUGGCAGCACAAGCACAACCUCCGACACCUUCACCGGCUCAGCCACAAUCUGGCAUUCCCACGGCACUAAUCCGACCGCAAACAGCGGCCCAAAAUCAACCAAUGAAUCAAAUGAAUCCAACCGUCCCAGUCGGUGCCUCGGGGGCUCCAGGAGGUCCAUCCGGUGCUCCGCAACCUGGUCCCUCUCAAAGUGGACCCGGUAACCCUCUACUAGCUGAUCCGGAAAAACGAAAGCUCAUCCAACAGCAGCUGGUAUUGCUACUGCAUGCUCACAAAUGUCAGCGGCGUGAAUCGGAAAACCCGAACAGCAACAAUUGCACCUUGGCCCAUUGUCGAACCAUGAAAGAUGUGCUCUCGCAUAUGCAAACCUGCCAGCUGGGGAAGAACUGUCAAAAAACUCAUUGCUCCUCUUCACGACAGAUUAUCAACCACUGGAAGAACUGUCAACGGCAGGACUGUCCGGUUUGUUUGCCUCUCAAAGAUACCAACAAGUACAAGCAGAGUCAACAACAACCCGGACAGCAACAACAACAACAACAGCAGCAGCAGCAACAGCAACAAAACCAGCAGAAUCAACUAAAAAAUCAACUCCAGCAAGAUUCGACCGGUCAGGCGGGUCCACCUGGACCAUCCGGACAGGGUCAGCAGCAGCAAGGGCAACCAGGUCAAAUGCCCGGAGCCUUUAACCAACUUGGAAACAGUCAAAUCCAGUGUCCUUCCUCGACUGCACCAAAUGCACUUCCUGGCAAUGCUCAAAUGUCUUCGCAGGUUGGUGGUCCACCAGGAAUGCCUACCCAGCAGCAGCAGCAACAGCAACAACAGCAGCAACAAGGUCCGGGUGGACCCCAAAUGGUUGGUGGAAUGCGCAGCUUACCCUUGGGUGUAAACCAACAACAGACUCAGGGUGGAGCCGUGCGAAUGAUGAUUCCACAGAAUCAAAUAAUGGUGAAUAAUGUGCUCCCACCGAACGCCACAAGUGACGCUUCCAAUGUCGUUGGUCCCGGUGGGCUACCCGUUACAAGCCAAGCACCGGGAAAUGCCAGCCAAAGUGUGUCUCAAAUGGCAGCAGCCCUCCAACAGCAACAACCAAAUGCUGCCCAGUUGCAGCAGCAGCAACAACAGCAGCAAAAUCAAUCUCAAAAUAUCAUUCCACUACAAGGAGGCAAUGUUCUUUUCAACCAGGACGGCCAGGGACCGAUGUCUCAGCAGCAGCAACAGCAACAAGCUGGAGGAUCAAACGGCUCCGCUCCGGGUCCCAGUGGGAACUUUAACGCGAACCAAAUGCUUGCCGCACCCGUGCAGGGUACCAAAGAUUGGCACCAUUCCGUUACCCCGGAUCUCCGGAACCAUCUGGUGCACAAACUUGUACAGGCCAUCUUUCCUUCGCCAGAUCCGUCGACGAUGUUCGACAAACGAAUGUACAACCUGGUAGCGUACGCGAAAAAGGUAGAAGGUGACAUGUACGAAAUGGCCAACUCCCGCUCCGAGUACUAUCACCUGCUGGCGGAGAAGAUCUACAAGAUCCAGAAAGAGCUAGAAGAGAAACGGCAGAAGCGAAAAGAACAGCAGCAAAUGCAGCAGCAGCGGCAAGUGCAAGAACAGCAACAGCAGCUCUUGCAGCAACCCGGUGGCAAUGCCCAAGUUCGUCCGAUGAAUGCCGGCAUACUGGGUGGACCAAAUAUGGCAGCAAAAAUGCAGAUGCCUCUCGGGUCGAACAUGUUGAACCAAAAUCAGAACCUCAUGCAACAACAGCAGCAGCAGCAGCAACAAAAUCGAAUGCCUUUGAAUGCUGGCCAACAGCAGCAGCAACAACUGUUCGUUUCUCAAUCCGGACCAAGUCCCAACAGUAUGGUCCAGCAGCAACAACAAACCGUUCUACCCGGUGGACUGUCGCCAUUCACUGCCCAACAGCAACAGCAACAACAGCAGCAGCAGCAGCAACAACAGCAACAACAGCAAGGCCUUGGUAACCAUCCGCCAGGAAUGACUCCACCUUCAUCCCAGCAGAACGCUGUUCAGUUCCUGAACGGACCUUCCAUCGCGGACAGUUCACCAAGUGGCUUGCAGCAGUUUAACGACAUAAUGAAAGCCAAGUAUAAUGCGGGCCAAGCGGCAGCAGCAGCUGCCCAAAACAACGCAAUGGCCGCCAGUGGAGGCAUGAGUCAAACCGUAACACCACCAAUACCUUCUCCCUUUAGCAAUUCCAUGCAGCAGCAGAAUGCCACCUUUAACGGCAGCCAGAUGAUGAACUGUCCGAACAGUGGCAAUCAGCAGCGAAACAGCCUCGGUCAGAUGCCUUCUACUCCUACCAGCAGUGGAGAUUUGAUGAAUUCUUCCGGCAAUAGCGUUCCAAUACCGUCUCCGUCUCCUAGCUUAACACCGAACGGACCAGUUCCACCGCCACCGGUAAGCACCCCGAACACACCGAACGUGUCGGCACUGAUUGCGAACGCACCUGAACCAACACCGCCACCGGCAAUCUCAUCGCCAAUUCCGAUCUCGACUCCGCCUGCCCUAGGUAGCAACAGUAGCGGAGUGACCACGUCCUCAGCCAUCACAUCCAUCACCAGCACUGCCUCCAGUGGACCUACAACCACAACGACCGCCUCAUCAUCCGGAUGCAGUGCGAACACCACAUCCGCUGCCAGUGGGACCAGUUUAUGCAACACCAGCAACAGCAGCAUCGGAACUGGUAUGGUUUCGAGCAUCAGUCGAUCCACCUCUUCGGCGCUAAGUUCCCAGAUGGCCGCAUUGGAAGCAGCUGCGCGAGAUCAAGAUGAAGAUUCGCAACCGGGAAUGAAUGGUGGCGCGAACAACUCGGGCUGUGAGUCCAACGCGAAGGGUGGCAAGCUGGAGUUGAAGCAAGAACAGGAUAUCAAAUCCGAGCCGGACACCAAUCAUAUGGACACUUCGGACAGUGUCAACGUCGGUGGCGGUAAGGGCAACAGCGAUAGCUGCCCAAGCCUGAUGCAGGAGAUCAAGACUGAACCGAUGGACACGAGCGAGGGAGGCGGCGAAGGUGAUAAGAACAGCAAGCUAGAUGUGAUCCAGUGCAAGGAGGAACCGAUGUCGCCCUCCAACAUGACGAGCACCAACACCGUGAAUGCGGUGGUCAAAAGUGAACCAAAGGUCAUGCCGGAACCGAUCAAAUCGGAAUCAACCGACAGCAAAAAGAAGUGCACGUUCAAACCGGAGGAAUUACGGGAGGCUCUAUUGCCGACGUUGGAAAAACUGGUGGCUCAAGAACCGGAGUCGAUUCCGUUCCGCAUGCCGGUCGAUCCGACAACGCUUGGUAUCCCGGACUAUUUCGACAUUGUGCGGAAGCCGAUGGAUCUCAGCACGAUUCGCAAGAAGCUCGAUUCCGGCCAGUACUCGGAUCCGUGGGAGUAUGUGGACGAUGUUUGGCUAAUGUUCGAUAACGCCUGGUUGUACAAUCGUAAAACGUCCCGUGUCUAUCGGUACUGUACUAAGCUUUCGGAAGUGUUCGAACAGGAAAUCGACCCGGUGAUGCAAUCGCUAGGUUACUGCUGUGGUCGAAAGUAUACCUUCAAUCCGCAGGUGCUGUGCUGCUACGGCAAGCAGCUGUGUACGAUUCCACGGGAUGCCAAAUACUACAGCUACCAAAAUCGCUCUUUUGGACCACUAUCUACCAGAUACACGUACUGUCAGAAGUGCUUCAACGACAUCCCCGGCGACAUGGUGACGCUCGGCGAUGACCCGAUGCAGACGCAAACUCAAAUCAAAAAGGAUCAAUUCAAGGAGAUGAAGAACGACCACCUGGAGUUGGAACCGUUCGUCGUUUGUUUGGACUGCGGCCGAAAGCAGCACCAGAUCUGUGUGCUCUAUCUGGAGUCCAUCUGGCCGGGAGGCUUUGUGUGUGAUAAUUGUCUCAAGAAGAAGGGCGCUAAGCGGAAAGAGAACAAAUUCAAUGCCAAACGGUUACCCACCUCCAAGCUGGGUACGUACAUUGAAACGAGGGUAAACAACUUCCUGAAGAAGAAAGAGGCUGGUGCCGGAGAGGUGCACAUCCGGGUGGUUUCCAGCUCGGACAAGGUGGUGGAGGUAAAACCGGGAAUGCGAAGUCGAUUCGUGGAGAACGGUGAAAUGCUUCCGGAGUUUCCGUACCGCGCGAAGGCUCUGUUUGCGUUCGAGGAGGUGGAUGGCAUUGAUGUGUGCUUCUUCGGUAUGCACGUGCAGGAGUACGGAUCGGAGUGUGCUUCCCCCAAUACGAGGCGAGUGUAUAUCGCGUAUCUGGAUUCGGUUCACUUCUUCCGGCCGCGACAGUACCGUACCUCGGUGUAUCACGAGAUUUUGCUAGGGUACAUGGAUUACGCGAAGCAGUUGGGCUACACGAUGGCCCACAUCUGGGCCUGUCCGCCAUCCGAAGGGGACGAUUACAUUUUCCAUUGCCAUCCGCCGGAGCAGCGAAUUCCGAAGCCGAAGCGGCUUCAGGAAUGGUACAAAAAGAUGCUGGACAAGGGCAUGGUGGAGCGAACUAUUCAGGACUACAAGGACAUCCUGAAGCAGGCGAUGGAGGACAAGCUCCAGUCGGCUUCCGAGCUGCCCUACUUCGAGGGUGACUUCUGGCCUAAUGUACUCGAAGAAAGCAUCAAAGAGCUGGACCAAGAGGAGGAAGAAAAACGCAAGCAAGCGGAACGGGAGGAAGCGGCAGCCAAUGCGAUAAUGUCGAUGAACGACGACAGUGACACCGGUGUAGAUGGGAAGAAGAAAGGCGGCCAGAAGAAGGCUAAAAAAUCGAACAAAUCGAAGGCAGCCCAACGAAAGAACAACAAAAAGUCCAACGAACAGAUUGGCAACGAUCUAAGCGCCAAGAUUUUCGCCACCAUGGAAAAGCACAAGGAGGUCUUCUUCGUGAUUCGGCUACACUCGGCCCAAUCGGCGGCCAGUCUGGCGCCAAUACAAGAUCCGGAUCCGCUCAUCAACUGUGACCUGAUGGACGGCCGAGAUGCCUUCUUGACGAUGGCUCGGGAUAAGCAUUACGAGUUUUCCUCGCUUCGACGGGCGCAGUUCAGCUCCCUGUGUAUGUUGUACGAGCUGCACAACCAGGGCCAGGACAAGUUUGUCUAUACCUGCAACAACUGCAAGAACCACGUGGAAACCCGCUAUCACUGCACCGUGUGUGACGACUUCGAUCUGUGCAUUCAGUGCAAGGAGAAGGUCGGCCACCCGCACAAGAUGGACAAACUUGGGUUCGACAUCGACGACGGUUCGUCGCCAACGGAUAUCAAGCACACCAAUCCGCAGGAAGCUCGCAAACAGUCGAUCCAGCGCUGCAUCCAAUCGCUGGUACACGCGUGCCAGUGUCGGGACGCGAACUGUCGACUGCCGAGCUGUACGAAGAUGAAGCGCGUGGUGCAGCACACGAAGCACUGCAAGCGAAAGACGCACGGCGGUUGUCCGAUUUGCAAGCAACUGAUUGCCCUGUGCUGUUACCAUGCCAAACACUGCCAGGAGGCCAAGUGUCCGGUACCGUUCUGUCCGAACAUCAAGCACAAGCUGAAGCAGCAACAGCUACAGCAAAGGCUACAACAGCAGCAACUUCUGCGGAGACGAAUGGCCGUAAUGAACACAACCCGAGUAGGUGCACCGUCUCUGCCUACGACCCCCAGUGCUGCCGUACCACCAAGCUCAACAGGUGGUCUCAGUCCAGGCGGUCCGAACACAAUGGGCGGCCCGGCGGGAGGAGUUGGUGGCGUUGUUGGCGGAAUGGGUCCCACUGGUGGAAUGGUGGGUGGCCCCGGUUCGGUAGGAUCCGUUGGUGCUGGCGCUGGCGGUGGUGGCAUGAUUGGACCGGGUGGUGGCGCCGGUGUUCUUGGUGCUCCGGGUGGCAUGAGUCCUUCGGCGGCACCCAGUCCGGUAUCGCAAAUCGGUGGAAUGGGAAGUCCUCACCCGCCCGGGCUAGGAAUUAAACCGGAAGCGCAACCACCACCUCCGAAUGUGAUGCAGGCUUUGAAACAGGUGCAGGAGGAAGCCGCGAGACAGCAAGCUCCACAUGGUAGCUUCGGUAAGGUGAAUCCAGGGGGUGGUCCAAUGCCUCCACCGGUAAUGCAACGAACCAUACCCGGCGCUGGUCAUAUGGGUGGCGUUGGCGGUGUUGGAGGCGUAGCCGGAAUGGGUGGCCCUAACCAGCAGCAAGCAGGUGGUGUCGGAGGAGUUCCUCUUGGUGCUGGCGGCCCCGUCGGGGCUGCAGGACAGAAUGUAAUGACUCAAAUGGAUCAGUGGGGCAAUCCACGCUAUCCGAUCACUGGUGGUCAGCAGAACCCGCAAGCUAUGCGACCAAAUCUACCGGGUAUGAUGCAACAGGGUCAACAGCAACCUCAGCAACCGAAUCCUAUGCAAGGGGGCAUGAUGGGCGUCGGCGUCGCUGGUCAGGGUGGCAUGAUGGGUGGAAUGCGACCUGGUCCGGGAGGCGUUUGCAUCCAGGGUCCAGGCGGCAUGGUAGGCAAUCCGCAGCAAGUCGUCGGCCAAGGUCAGGGUCAACCGUCACAGGGACUCCCGACAAAUCAACCAAAAGCAGCAAUCGCUCAACUGAUGGCAACACUGAAAAAUCCGCAAUCCGGGCCAGAGCAGCAACAACAGCUGCUAUCGAUUCUAAAAGCCAAUCCACAGCUGAUGGCGGCAUUCAUCAAGCAGCGACAGCAGACGGCUCAAAAUCAGCAAAACCAAAACCAAGGCGGUAUGCCUCAGCAGCAACAACAACAGCAACAGCAGCAGCCGCACAACGUGAUGCAACAUGCCGGCGCCGGAGGUGUCCAGGGACAGCAGCAAGGCCCCGGCGGCAUGGGAUACAAUCCGGCCGGUGCCGGUGGUCCGAUGGCACCGAACCGGUUGCAAGGAGGCGUCCAGGGAAUGGCUGGCGGUGGAAAACCGGGAGGCAAUCCGCAGAUGCAACUGCCCAUUCAGCAGCAGAUGUGGUACAAACAGCAGCAGCAGCAGCAACAACAGCAGCAACAGCAGAUGAUGCUCCAGCGGCAGCUGGCAAUGACCGGCGGAAAUAUGCAACCGGCACCUCCGUACCAGCAGAGGCCUCGACCGCAGCAGCAGAUGGGUGGAGUCGGUGGUUACGGACAGGGUGGAAUGUUCCCAGACCAGCAGCAGUACAUGCAGCAAGGAUUGAAACCGGGCCCCCAGCAACAGGGUGGAGGAGUUGGUGUAAACGUCCUCUCCCAGCAGCUUCAGCAAGGUCCCGGAGGUCCUGGUGGACCGGGUGGCGUAAUGGGUCCUCCCACACCGCAGCAUUCGAUGCAGCAACAGUUGAUGCAAAGCGUUCGUUCACCACCGCCAAUUCGAUCACCACAGCCACAACCCUCACCCCGGUCACAGCCCUCUGCCUCGCCAAGGGCACAACCCUCACCUCACCAUCUGUCUUCUCAUUCACCGGCGCCCACCGGAGGUCCUGGGAGCGAAAUGCACAACCACAUGCACCCGCAUCAGUCACCGGUCGGCGUCGGGGUUGGACCCGGUGGGGGAGGACCCGGUGAUCCCAAUCAAAUGGGUGGCGGUGGUCCCGGAGGUCCCAACGAUACCAGUCCACUAACCGCUCAGGAUCAGCUCACCAAGUUCGUGGAACAAUUGUAGUAGUAUCGAGUGUACUAGGAAGCCUACCCGCCCUUCUGACUCUGUGAGACAGCAAUGACGAGGGAAACAAACCAGCCUUAUUACCCUUAUAUAUCCUCCUACCAGGUGUAACACAGACACAAUCAUUGAUCAAGCGAAAAACAAAAAAAAAACAACUAAGAAACGGUAUGUAAAUACGCAUAUAAACAUUCGUUGUAAAUAGGACGCUGUCCGAUGUUCAGAUGUAGGUUAAAACAAAAAAUGAAAUCACAUACAAGCACACGGUAAGAAAGAAACAGAAAAAGAAAUGAUGUUGAUUGUUAUUAUAGAACACUUUGGGGUGGUAAACUCAGAACGCUACAAAUACCACCACUUCCUUUUGUGUUAUAGUUAGCUAUUUUUUAAAAAAAUUGAAUCAACUUUAUCAUGUAGACUUUUUGAGUGUGCGUGUUUUUAGGGUCAUAGUCUAAUUUUUUACUUAAAAAAAUACUAAGAUAUCAACGCCAGAGUCACAAUAGCCGCGACCAUAAAGUUUACAGUAGAUCACGAGUAUUUAUUAAUCACACAUUGCAGCAGCAGCAGCACACAUACACACACACUCACUUACACGCGUACAUAGGAAAUGAAGUACUAGUUGUAAGUCAAGGACAUUAUCAUGUACAUAGAACAACAACUGCAAAAAAGCGGAUAAGAAAAAAGAAAAAAUCAAAUACAACAAAGAAAUACCUUAACUAAAUUCUAGCGUGUAAGUUCGAACUAUUGCUACUCUCUCUUUCGAAGAAAAGAAUCACUCACACAAACACUUUCCAACCCCGGUUCUCUUAAAACUCAUUCAGUUAGCCAGGUGCGCUGAAUGUGUACACUAGUACGGUAAGGUCAGCCUUGCGUGUAAAACGAAAAAAAAAUCUUUAUAAAAGAAAAAAAAAGUGAGAAAAAAAUAGUGACCGGUUACGCGGUUAGAUUAGGUUAGGUUAUUCUAAGACUAGGCGCUAGGCUUGGGUGUGUGCGUUUUUGACCGAGUGUAAACUGAAACAAAUUUAGGGCAGAAAACAAAAUUGGGGGGACGGUUUUUAGGUAAUUCAACAACAACAAAAAAGCAGCAAAUCUAGUAUUGAUUUUACACUAGGAAAGAAGAGGGGAGAAAAAUGAGUGUACAGACACUUAUUUUGGAGCCUUUUUAUGUUUUAUUCAAUUUAGUAAUCCUAUGUUGUUUUGUUAAGUUUAGAUAAUUUUUUUUGUUCUUCAUUUUUUUUCUAUGUUACUCUACCGUAGGUUAACAACAACCGAUGCAUUUGUUUUUAUAUUUUUUCGGUAUUGGUUUUGCUUUCUUGUUGGCACGUUCGGAAAAUGCGCGGGGGGAACGAGCUAAGCUAUACAGAACAAGAAUUGAAGAGUUUGGUUGAAUAUGAAAAUUAGGUAAAUUAAAUUUUGGUAACAUUUUUUAGCGUGCACGGUUUUCUUGCAGUUCAGCCAAAUGUGCAAGCAAAUGAUCGUAGCAUACCAUGAAAUUGGUGAAUUCGAAUGAUAAUUUUCCAAUCGUCACUAGGGAACGUGUUCUGUUCGUAUCAGGUUGUCUCGUAACUUUGAUGCAGUGAAAAUUUUUCUGAAAAAUUUGUGGCAAAAGUGAAAAUGGAAAAGAUUUCGAUAAUUGAGAUAAUUUUAAUUUGUGCUUGUGCGAGAGCUAAUUGUGAUUAUCUUCCAGUCUUGCAGGUUAGUUGUUAUUGGUAACUCAAAGGACAUUGGUUUAAAUCUCUUCCAAAAUGUUACUUAUUUAAAUUAACCCAUUUAUCGAACUUAUUGUUCAAGACUUCUAUUCAUCAUGCUACAAAAUACUACCUACAAAGUGUUUCGGAAUUUCCUUAUAAUAUUCAGCCAACUUUUCAACAAAUCUCGACUUCCAACAAGACGCUCUUCAAGGUUCCACUGCCUUUUUCAACUGCAAAUGGCUGUGCUUCUGUUUUUUUGAUUCGCGUGCGGCCACGCCGUGGACGUAGCUUGGGUUCAGAACUAGUAACUAGUAAUAAUAGGCAAGGGGUGGUAGUAGCAAACGCAAAUAUCAACCGAUAAAGGCAGUGGUUCCUUUCCUUGAGCCUCAAGAGUAGCUAAAAAGCUUCGCCCCCCGUCAGGAGUUUUGGUACACACGUGACUUAACCGAUUCGAUUUGUCUGAUUGAAUGUAAAAAGUGUAUAAACAAAAAAUAAUUGUACAUAUAGAAAGUUGUUUAGCUUUUUUUUUGCUCCACAAAAUAAAAAAAAAAUAAAAUGUUACUCUCAUAAGUUCGUGUCGGUACGGAAGCUAACUCAAAAAUUUUAUAGUUAAUUUUUUUUUCCAACGAAAGUAGAAAAUUAAAAAGAUCUCCAGCAAAAAUUGUAUGCAGCCCCUCUUAUUUUUGGGGGGGAAAGGCAAAGCAACGGAAAGUGAUCAACUUUAACUUAAGCGUGCGUGUUUAGAAGUGGGAAGGAAAUAGGGAAUCUCAACCGAAUGUCGAAUCGUCCAAUUCGGUUUAGCAUCAAAUGCGACCUUCGGGACACUGGAUGGAUCGCUAGCAGAGCUGGGAAGUGGCUUUCCCAGGGCUGGUCAAUUUCAAGCCCCGUCCAGCGGCCUUUGCGUGUCGGCAUUUGUGGCAAUCCGCCCUCGUGCGGCUCAGGAAUUCAAAUGAUGAUUAUAAAGAGAGAAAAAAUCAAGUCAAACACACACACACACGUCCGGAGCAUCCUAAGAUUAGGUAGGGAAUCCAUCUAAAAGACGGAUUUCCCGCCCCUUUACGGAUUUAGGCUUACAAUUAGUGGAAAAAGGAAAUAUAUCAAAAAGUGUAGCAUAGCAAGGAAUAUUCUCGUAUCUGAGAACACAAAACAUAAACAAAGCUAAAGCAAACUUGUCUAAAGUAUUAAUAUAUUUAAUUAGCUUUUAGUUGAGAGGAGGCAUAUAGCUGGAGGCCGGAGAUGAAAGCUCCGGCCCUCUUCGCACUAGUGCAAAUCGAUGUUCAUACCAAGUAUAUACGCGAAAUAAAAACGAUGGUUUUUCCCGUUUCCUCGCAGAGCAGAGCAGGAAGAAACGGUAAAAAAUGUAGACAAAAACUGGGCGCACCCCGCUACUGUCCGACCGAUUAUGCUGCUGCUGUAAGGGCGGUCGGCCAGUUCGGAUGUGUGUUAACCAAAAUGAACUUUUACGUGUACAUAUGCAAAUAUAAAUAUUCCAAGAAUAUUGUCUAAUAAUUAUACAAGUUGUAGACGAAAAAGAUUGAACAUAAGAGAAGUUUUUUUUUU